AUGGCAACUAACAAAUGUAUUGUACAUUGUUGUGAGCAUGUAUCGGAAUUUGAAACUGCUAUUAAUCAGCUCCGCGGCGAAAACACGUUCUCGGAUGAUGUUUUUCAAGAGUUAUCAACACUAUGUUGUUCUUGUGACGGAAAGGAAGAACUGAAACCGAUCAAUCUUGAAAUUAUCCGUCAAAUGUGUGAAGACAUCAAGUGGUCAUUAUCUACUGUCACUAAAUAUGGAUCCUCAUCAAACAUGAACAAAGUUUUAUUGACGAAAGAAGAGCAUAGUACAGAUCAUGAAGAAACGUCCCAUUCAACUCCAGUGACACACGAUGAGAACACAGAUGAUGAAUCCAUACCAUCCGAUAUACUCGAUCCUAUCGAUGAAUUCAUGAAAACCAUAGAAACGUUCCAAGUAAUAACAGUAACUGACGGAUGUAUUGUGCAUAAUUGCAAGUACCGAUCGAAAUUUAAUCAUGCUGUUAAUAUAAUUCAACGUUCAAAUAAGUUUAACAAUCGUGUUUACCAUGAAUUGCCAAAACGAUGUUGUUCGUGUGAUGGAAAAAUCGGUUUGAAUGUGAUCGAUCUCAAUGUAUUGGUGAACAAAUGCGAUGAAAUUGUGUUGGAUAAAACACAUCAAUCACCGGACGCCUUCUUCCGUAUUGUUAAACUUUCGUUCGAAGCGGAAACGUCUUCUCAAGAACGUCGCGCAAGAAUUUCUCGUCUUAUCGGAAAAAGAGGCUGCAAUUUUGAUGCUCUACGAAAUAAAUACCAGGUUCACAUUCACAUUAUCGACACCUCGUCCAACAAAGCACUUGUUAACAAGAGCAUCAAUGUCAAAAACAAGGAUGACAUAGAAGAAAUAGUUCCCAAUGACGAACUUCGCGUGUUAAUUCGAAGCAAAUCAAAAUUGACGACAGAUGCAACCCUAAUCGAUGAGCUCGAACAAGAAAUCAAUGAAAGAUGGGAAGAAGCAAGUGAAUUUCGAUUUAUUCAAAGAGAAUUUACCUUUGAUGACAAAGAUCAAUUUCAAUUCGUGUGUCUUCCAUUCAAAUUGACGCUCUUACUGAAAGAAAGUCGUCGAUUAAUGAGCCGUUUUAUUAGAGAGAAAGGCGAAUAUCUACGUAAGUUAGAAGAUCAAUACAAUAUUCGCUUACAUAUCAUCAAAAACGAAAAUUUCAAUUACAAAUAUUUUCAAAAAAUCGUCGAAGUACAAAAUGGAAACGCUUCGGAAAAUUUCUAUUUGUUCAUCACCAAGAAAAUCCGAUCGAGUACAAAUGAAAUUCCUAUUGAUGAAGUCAAGAAACAAAUAAUCGAACAAUGGGAACACAAUGCCCAAGAUUGUAAUUCUAAACCAUGGUCAAAAACAAGAUUUCGAUCAAAGUCGUCGAUCAUGAUGAAGUCGUACAACCAACGGCGAUAUAAAAGAAUUCACCGCAAAUAG
Adineta ricciae is the source of this 1434-nucleotide messenger RNA. The record is from the annotation of a GenBank genome assembly. Lineage: Eukaryota; Metazoa; Rotifera; Eurotatoria; Adinetida; Adinetidae.